AUGCCUGACACCUGCAAUUCAAGGUCUCCCUCUGUGGAGGGUUCUUUGGGGCCAUGUGGUGCAGAGAGCCAGGCCCGCGAUUGCAGGCACCUGCCGAACCUCAUGAGUGAGCUCUCUGGGGCUCCUCCCUGCCACACUCUACCCUGCGCUGGGAGCACGAGUCCUCAGGAGCCUGGAGACCCUCAGGGGCCACCAGCCAAUCCUUUGUGUGCAGAGGAGGCCGUGACUGCCACAUGGGAGCAGCCAUGGGCUUUGGAGGCAUUCAGGCCCGAGACUCCCUGUGGAGCUGCUUGCAGCUUCCAAGAAGUCACUGAGCCAGUGGCUGUGGCUGUGGACCGUCAGGCCAUCUUGCCAGAUACCUGGAGUCUUACGGAGGAACGUGGCCAGCGGAAGGAGAGGGCAAGGCCAGAGGCAGGGAGGCUGGGAAGCAGCAGCCCUGUUCCAGUUAACAGGAAACACUUGGGUGGAGAGAUGUCUAAGAGGAGAAACCUGACCAGGCCAACCCAGGGACCUGAGACCCCAAGGAGCCCAGAGGGCACCACCGAAGCCGCUACCAAGACCAGGAAGGAACAGCCGGAGCUUCCCCAUGGCAUGGUCACGGGCACACCCAACGCCACGGAGAGGAUUUCCACCUCUGGCCAGGCAGGCGCCAGCUCGCACGGCUGCUAG
Molecule: messenger RNA, 669 nt
Organism: Propithecus coquereli (Coquerel's sifaka)
Lineage: Eukaryota; Metazoa; Chordata; Mammalia; Primates; Indriidae
Exons: 1
Coding region: 1-669 (222 amino acids)
Source: RefSeq, a predicted model, not a curated record